GGGAGGAGGAGGAGGAGGAGGAGGAGGGCUCUGGAGAAGCCGGGGUCGAGCCGCCCGUCUUUGGACCGCGGCCUCCGGCCACCGGGCUGCCUUCCCUUGCCUUGCCCCGGAUUGCAUUGCGUUGCGUUGCGCGGGCUUUGCAAAGCGGGCGCUGCGCGGUCCUUGGGAGCCCCGGCGAGGGGGGCGCCGCCUAUGAAGGGCUCUGCCGGGGCGAUGGAGGGCCUGGGGGGCCUGGCCUCGGGGGUCUCGGCGCUGGAGAAGAGCGUGGCCGACUUGACCGUGAUGGACGUCUACGACAUCGCCUCGCUGGUGGGCCAGGAGUUCGAGCGGCUCAUUGACCAGCACGGCUGCGAGGCCAUCGGGAGGCUGAUGCCCAAAGUGGUGCGGGUGCUGGAGAUCCUGGAGGUGCUGGUCAGCCGAGACCACAUCAGCCCCGAGGUGGAAGAGCUGCGCCUGGAGCUGGACCGACUCCGCCUGGAGCGAGUCGACCGGCUGGAGAAGGAGAGGAAGCACCAGAAGGAGCUGGAACUGGUGGAGGAUGUUUGGCGAGGAGAAGCCCAGGACCUCCUCACCCAGAUUGCCCAGCUUCAAGAGGAGAACAAGCAGCUGAUGACCAACCUCACCAACAAGGACGUGAACUUCUCGGAGGAAGAAUUCCAGAAACACGAAGGGAUGUCAGAAAGAGAGAGGCAAGUGAUGAAAAAGCUGAAGGAAGUGGUGGACAAGCAGCGGGAUGAAAUCCGGGCGAAGGACAGAGAACUGGGACUUAAAAACGAAGACGUAGAAGCACUCCAGCAGCAGCAAAACAGGUUGAUGAAGAUAAACCACGAUCUGCGGCACCGGAUUACCGUCGUGGAAGCUCAGGGGAAGGCGUUGAUUGAGCAGAAAGUAGAGCUGGAAGCCUAUUUGCAAACCAAAGAGCAAGAGAUGGCGGUGUUGAGAGCGGAGCUGGGAAAAUUGCGGGAGAAACUGCAGGGGGAACCGAGUCACAACGGAGAAGAAGCACGGCUGGAAGAACCCCAGAACCCUGAGGAGUUCCUCUCGGAAGCAGAGAAAAGCACUCUGGAUCUCAAAGACCCCAAUCGGCCCAGAUUCACUCUGCAAGAGCUCCGGGACGUAUUGCACGAGAGGAACGAGCUGAAGUCGAAGGUUUUCCUGCUUCAAGAGGAGCUUCUGUAUUACAAGAGCGACGAAUUGGACGAAGAGACGCGAUCGGCUCAAUCUGCGGCCAUUCUUAAUUCCAAACCGUUGACUCAGCAAGAAUCCGGCAUCAAACGGCUAUUUAGCUUCUUCUCCCGCGACAAGAGACGCCUGCAAGCUACCCAGCGAAACCCCUCCUUCCACGGCUCCUUCGGCGAGUGGGCCGACCGAAACAAAGACGACGUCUACACCGAACAAGGUUUAGAAGCUCUGCAGCACCUGUGACCCAAACCCAGAACUCCCGCUUAUACCGAGGCGCCGAACGCAGAAGCACAUAAGCCCCUCGGGUGGCGAAUGGCGCCGGUCCACCCACUCUACCCAUCUUUCCAGGCUGUUGUCAGCUCAGGGUGCGGGGAAAGAUGCAUUAAACCAGAAUUAGCGCUCCAGAUUCGUCCUGCAAGCAAUGGAAUCGCCGUCUGGAUUUGGGAAGCAAAAUGCAAUAUGCCAUCGUUUUUGACUUCUGCUGACUUGUGGGUGAACGUCACAUCACCAAUGCUUCCCUUUAUCCGUUUCCCCUCUCAACAUUUUUUUAAAAAAUAGGAUCUGGGCCAUUCCUGAAGAAAUUCCCUGCUAAGGACCGAUGAUCUUUAGACACACCCUUAUUUGAAGGGCAUUUUUUUUUAAAAAAAUAAUAUUAUUUUGUUCCCCUCUUCCCCUCUGCUUCCGCCUGCUAAAACUUCCUGCUCCACAUCUCAAGCAGAGUUUUGCAGAAACCUUCUGGCAUUACUUCUGGAAAGGGGAGCUGCUCUCUUUAAACACAGAUUCAGGAGGAGAUAUAUUUUGUGGCUUAUUUAUAGUGCCUGCAACGUGCUGCCUUGUGUUUUGCUCUGAAUUCUUUUGACAUGGGAUGGCGACUGAACAACUGAAAUCUAUCUUAAUCCUUUUUUUUCCCCCUUUUAAUUACGAUUUUCACCGACCUUUGCAGCAGCA
Molecule: messenger RNA, 2130 nt
Organism: Notechis scutatus (mainland tiger snake)
Lineage: Eukaryota; Metazoa; Chordata; Lepidosauria; Squamata; Elapidae
Gene: RILPL1
Product: Rab interacting lysosomal protein like 1
Biological process (GO): cilium assembly
Cellular component (GO): cytoplasm; ciliary basal body
Molecular function (GO): dynein light intermediate chain binding; protein dimerization activity; small GTPase binding
Source: RefSeq, a predicted model, not a curated record